Arachis duranensis is the source of this 687-nucleotide messenger RNA. RefSeq lists its product as uncharacterized. The coding region runs from base 44 to 607 and encodes 187 amino acids. The record is from RefSeq and is a predicted model, not a curated record. The transcript is spliced from 2 exons. Lineage: Eukaryota; Viridiplantae; Streptophyta; Magnoliopsida; Fabales; Fabaceae. Gene Ontology annotation, molecular function: peptidyl-tRNA hydrolase activity.
CUUCUUCAUUGUUAUGAAUUGAAUCUAUUCUCUUCAAAUAUCAAUGGCUUUCACAAUCUCAUUCCCUAUGUUUCGUUUCCUCCUCACACCAUCAGCUUCUUCAAUCUCAACUUCCACGGCUAUUAGGGUUCCACAUUUACACGCGCCCACGCUCUCCACUCGCCCCACUCUACUAAGCUCCAACUCAAUGAGUCAACCCCUCGCCGAUUCCCAAACCAUCGCCAAUCAGACCCAAUCGCCGUCGGAAAACGCUGAAGUGGUGCUGCAGUACGUGGUGCUCCGGCGGGACCUGAUCGACACGUGGCCGCUUGGUAGUGUGGUGACGCAGGGUUGCCAUGCUUCUGUUUCCGCCGUUUGGGCCAACAAAGACGAUCCUUUAACUAUCGAUUAUUGCAGCCCCGAGAAAAUCGAUUCCAUGCACAAGGUCACACUUGAAGUAAAGGGAGAAGCGCAGAUUAAGAACUUGUCUGAGAAGCUCACAUCUGGUGGAAUCAUUCACAAAAUGUGGAUUGAACAACCUGAAAACAUACCUACAUGCCUUGCCACAAAACCAUACCCUAAAUCAGUUGUAUCUUCAUAUUUUAAGAAGUUAAAGCUCUGUAAGUGAUUUCAUGUUUGAAUAUAACCUUUUGUAUUUUCUCAUUUGGGAUUUUGAUGGAAAAAGAGAACGAUGUUUUGGUUUUGGUA